AGUUUGAUUAGUAUGCACGUCACAUAAAGAGAGGCAGGCUUCAACUAAAAUUCCUCCUGUCAAAAUGAAACUCAGACAAUAGAGUUCGAGAUUGAUUCGCUUUUUUUAUAAAACAAAAUUCAAGAGUUCAUCAGGCCAUUCUCCACAACAUAGCAGUGUCUCUGACCAACAAUGAUAUGGCUGCGGCCAGCUGUCUGCUGUCUGAAGAUCAGUUUAUGUGCCCAAUCUGUCUGGAUGUGUUCACUGAUCCAGUCACCACAUCCUGUGGACACAACUUCUGCAAAAACUGCAUCAAUGAACACUGGAAUGUAAAUGUCCUGUGGCAGUGUCCCAUGUGUAAAGAGGUUUUUACCACAAAACCUGAACUGCACAUUAACACUUUCAUCUCUGGGUUGGUUGCUGAAUUCAGAGAGAAUGCUCAAUGGAAAGCUAACAGCAGCAACUCAGAGGAUGCUAAACCAGGAGAAGUUCCCUGUGACGUCUGCACUGGUACCAGGCUGAGGGCCCUGAAGUCCUGUCUGAUGUGUCUGACCUCGUACUGUGAGACUCACCUGGAGCCUCAUCUGACAGCUUCAGGUCUAAAAAGACAUCAGCUGAUCGACCCUGUGGAGAACCUUGAAGGCCGGAUGUGUACAAAGCACGAUAAACCUCUGGAGCUGUUCUGUAAAAUAGACCAGACAUGUGUCUGCAUGCACUGCACUGUUUUAGACCACAAGACACAUGAAGUUGUUCCUCUGAAAGAAGGAUAUGAAGUAAAGAAAGCAGAGCUGGGGAAGACUGAUGUUGAAAUACAGCAAAUGAUCCAGAAGAGACAAAAGCAGAUUCAGGAGGUCAAACAGUCACUCAGCUUCAGCAAUGAAAAUACAGAGAGAAAGAUAGCAAAAGGUGUGCAAGUCUUCACAACUCUGAUGUCUACUGUUGAGGGAGAGAUGAACAAACUCAUUGAGACGAUUGAUGAGAAGAACAGAACAAUCGAGAAACGGGCUGAAGACCUAAUCAAAGAGCUGGAACAGGAAAUCUCUACACUGAAAAAGAGAAGUACUGAGUUGGAGCAGCUCUCAUGCUCUGAAGACCACCUCCACUUCCUUCAAAGCUUCCCAUAUGUGAAACCUGCACUACUCAUCAAGGACUGGAAGAAGAUUAACAUCAAUCCACUGUCAUAUGAAGGGACUGUUUUGAGAGCUGUGUCUCAGCUGGAGGAGACAUUCGUUAAAGAGAUUAGUAAACUGGUUGAAGCAGAGCUGAAGAGGGUCCAGCAGUAUGCAGUGGAUGUGACUUUGGAUCCUGAUACAGCACAUCCUGAACUCAUCUUGUCUAAUGAUGAAAAACAAGUACAUCAUUGUGCUGUUAAGAAGAAUCUCCCAGACAACUCAGAGAGAUUUUCUAAUUCUGUUUCUGUCUUAGGAAAGCAGAGUUUUUCUUCAGGCAGAUUUUACUAUGAGGUUAAAGUUACAAGAAAGACUCAAUGGACUUUAGGAGUGGUCACAGAGUCGAUCAACAGGAAAGAGAACAUCCCACCCAGCCCACAGGAUGGUUAUUGGGCUAUAUGUUUGAGAAAUAGAAAUAAGUACAAAGCUUUUGCUGAUCCUGAUGUCUAUCUCUCUUUAAAGUGGAAGCCUCUGAAUGUGGGCGUGUUUGUGGAUUAUGAGGAGGGUCUGGUCUCCUUUUAUGAUGUAGAAGCUCCAGCUCUUAUCUACUCCUUUACUGGCUGCUCCUUCACUGAGAAACUUUACCUGUACUUUAGUCCUUGCCCUAAUGAUGGUGGUAAAAACUCUGCACCUCUGAUCAUCCUUCCUGUCAAUCACAAUACUUAGGACCAAUCACUUGAUUUUGAAUGAAUGUGAUUAGUGUUAGGUAAUUUGGUAUCGUAAUUGUCUUCUGUUAUUAUACUCCAUACUGAUUAUUUAACCAAUGACAACCCUGUGGGACCCUCUAAUGUGUCUUGAAGUGAGUUAAAAUGUGUAGAAAAUUGUGGACAUUGGGAAUACUCACAUUGUAUAUAAGGAGUAAAUUCUAAAGUUAUAGAGUCCUGAGUUUAUACAUUUUGUUCAAUAUAAGUUUCAUAUAGCUUUAUAAGUUUGCAAGGCUUUCAAAACAUCAAGAAUUGCAUUACCACAUUAAUAAAAAUCCAUUAUUUGGUUGUAAAUCUAUGCAUACAGUACUUUUAUGUAUGAUCAAUGUACAAAUAAAUGAUUUUGACUGAAUUAU
Messenger RNA from Larimichthys crocea (large yellow croaker), 2208 nucleotides. RefSeq names its product E3 ubiquitin-protein ligase TRIM39-like. Gene Ontology annotation, molecular function: zinc ion binding; protein binding. The transcript has 2 exons. Lineage: Eukaryota; Metazoa; Chordata; Actinopteri; Sciaenidae. The coding region runs from base 177 to 1814 and encodes 545 amino acids. The record is from RefSeq and is a predicted model, not a curated record.